Messenger RNA from Artibeus jamaicensis (Jamaican fruit-eating bat), 1911 nucleotides. It is a transcript of the gene NMRK2, whose product is annotated as nicotinamide riboside kinase 2. The transcript is spliced from 7 exons. The coding region runs from base 108 to 701 and encodes 197 amino acids. Gene Ontology annotation, cellular component: cytoplasm. NCBI's taxonomy places the organism in Eukaryota, Metazoa, Chordata, Mammalia, Chiroptera, Phyllostomidae. The record is from RefSeq and is a predicted model, not a curated record.
CGCCAGGUUUUCUCAAUGAAGCAGGGACGCUGUGCACCGCGGCUUUGGACCCAACCUAGUGCCCAGGCGCGACUGCAGGCAGAGCUCGAUUCCCGCCGACCCUCCGCAUGGAGAUGAAGUGUAUUGUGGGCAUUGGAGGCGUGACCAAUGGUGGCAAGACCACACUGACCAACAGCCUGCUGAAGGUGCUGCCCAACUGCUGUGUGAUCCACCAAGAUGACUUUUUCAAGCCCCAGGACCAAAUCGCAGUUGGAGAGGACGGCUUCAAGCAGUGGGAUGUGCUGGAGUCCCUGGACAUGGAGGCCAUGCUGAGCACCGUGCAGGCCUGGAUGAGCAACCCUCGGAAGUUCGCCCGUGCCCAUGGGGUCGCUGUCCAGCCAGACACCUUGGACACCCACAUCCUGGUUCUGGAGGGCUUCCUGCUGUACAGCUACAAGCCCCUGGUGGACUUGUACAGCCGACGGUACUUCCUGACUGUCCCCUACGAAGAAUGCAAGUGGAGGAGGAGUACUCGAAGAUACGAGGUCCCCGAUCCCCCUGGCCUCUUUGACGGCCACGUGUGGCCCAUGUACCAGAAGUAUAAGCAAGAAAUGGAGGCCAAUGGCGUGGAAGUAGUGUACCUGGAUGGCAUGAAGUCUCGUGAGGAGCUCCUCCACCAGGUCCUGGAAGACAUUCAGAACUUGCUCCUGAACCACUCCUAGUGUGCCUGGGGCAGGAGGGGCGUAGCCCCGGAUUAGAGGGACCCACAUACGGUUCUGGCCACAGUGCGGCCAGGCUGGCGGCAUCCCAGCAGAGAACUGUGCGACCACCUCCCCUGUGGGCGUCUGCACAUGUGAGAGUGGAGGCCCCACUCACCGCUCAGCAUCUCCGGGCCUCGGAUCCCGCCCCAAGAUGCCUCUGUGACCUCAGAGCAGCUUAAGUAUUAAACCUGAUCCUGUUUUUUUUAAAAAAACUGUUGUGGUUCAGCCUUUGUGUUUGAGGUGCUGAAAAGGACCCUCAGGUCCCCUCCCCUUAGUUCAUUGGUGGCCUCUGGGUGUGGCACUGAGAGCUCUGAGCAGUUGAUCUCCGCCUGUUGGACCCACAGUGACAUGACCCCGGGGCUGCUGCAGGUCCUUGGGGACACAGGGUCCCCAGAGGGGAGAUUUCCUGCCAGCUUUCAACAGAAGGCACAGCAUAACCCAGAGCAGGGCCUGGGACAUCAGCCAAGCCUGAGGGAGCCCCAGUUCUUGGCUGAGUCCUGCCCUUCCCAUGCCCCUACCAAACCCCCAGCACCUUCUCUGCAGCUGGAGUGGAUAUCUACUGUUUAGGGUUAUUGAGUUUUCAUGAUCCAAGAUGCUCACGAAGGACAUACUUCCAUGUCUCCCUGAGCCCUCCCCAAAACCUCAGGGAGACCAUUUAUUAUUUACGCCCAUUUCAAGGGUGGGUAGACUGAGGCUCAGAGAUGGUCAGUGGCUUGGCAGAGCAGGGAUUUGAACCUACUUCCCCUAGACACUGUUCUCUUUGCUCAAGGGAGUCUGGAAGGUUCAAUGGGGACCAGAGUCUUGGUGGAAGGGAGGACAGGGUAGUCUCUGACCCGAGGGUGACACUCCACAGCCAGCUGAGGACCUGUAGCUUCCCACAGACCUCGGUUCAGAAUGGAAACCUGCAAUUCAGGUGGGUUUGGACAAAGCCAGUGAACGUUUGGAAAUUAUGGAAGGAAAAAAACAAUUUACUAUAUAAUGAAACGGUGCCACUCAUAGGAACACCCAAAGGAAUUUAAAAUGGCGCCCUGGCUGGUGUGGCUCAGUGCGUUGAGUGCUGGCCUGUGAACCAAAUGGUCACUUGUUCGAUUCCCAGUCUGGGCACAUGCUUGGGUUGUGGGCCAGGUCCCCAGUUGGGGGUGCACGAGAGGCAACCACACAUUGACAUUUC